AUGAAUCCGGAGCUCAGGAGACAAGUAAUCAAUGUCUACAAAGAGCUCUUGGAAAUGGGCAAGCACUAUCCUUUGGGCUACGACUAUUUCAGGCCCAGACUGCAUAAAGCGUUCAUGUCGAAAGCACAUCUGAGGAACGAGGAUGAAAUACGGCAAGGUAUUCAGCGAGCCGAGUAUGUCAAGAAGGAGAUUGAAGCUCUGUACUUCUUGAAGAAAUAUCGGUUGAUGAAGCAACGGUAUUCAUGA
Messenger RNA from Cladophialophora carrionii CBS 160.54, 246 nucleotides. RefSeq lists its product as uncharacterized. The coding region runs from base 1 to 246 and encodes 81 amino acids. Gene Ontology annotation, cellular component: mitochondrion. Gene Ontology annotation, biological process: respiratory electron transport chain. The record is from RefSeq and is a predicted model, not a curated record. The transcript is spliced from 2 exons. NCBI's taxonomy places the organism in Eukaryota, Fungi, Ascomycota, Eurotiomycetes, Chaetothyriales, Herpotrichiellaceae.